Molecule: messenger RNA, 564 nt
Organism: Racocetra persica
Lineage: Eukaryota; Fungi; Glomeromycota; Glomeromycetes; Diversisporales; Gigasporaceae
Source: the annotation of a GenBank genome assembly
UGUACUACUCCUUUUGCAAAGAUUAACGGUUGGGAUUUAGUAUUACACAUUAUUAAAAAAGAAAAAGAAACUAUAUCAAAUGGUACUCCGCAAAAUAUCCGCAACAUCAUCGAAGGAUGCUGGAAGAAUAAACCUAAUGAGAGAAUAAGUCUAGAAAAUAUACUCAAAAUGAUUGAAAAAGAAGACAUCUUAAGAAAAGCAAUAAGAGAAAAAGAAAAACAAUUAGAUGAACUAAUCAAUGAAGAAAGUGAAUAUUCAAAGGCUUUAUUAGAGCCAUUAAUUAAAGCCCAAAAUCAGGAAGAAUUUCAACAGGGUAAGGAUAAUUUAAAAGGAAAGUCGCAAGAGUUUGAAAAUAUUUUUCAAAUAAAGGAAGAAAUUAUUGAAUUAAAAAAACAGUUGGGAGAUAUAAAAGCAAAUGAUGAGAAAUUUCAAGAUGCUAAAUUAAGUCCUCAACUCAUCCAUACUACUAGUGGAAUAUUAGGUUCUCAGAUUAAGGAAGAGAAAAAUAAUUAUUCAACAAUACUUACUCCUGAAAACACUAGUAAAGUUUGUAUUAUUGAUUGA